Messenger RNA from Phoenix dactylifera (date palm), 1547 nucleotides. Its product is annotated as protein BZR1 homolog 1-like. Gene Ontology annotation, molecular function: DNA-binding transcription factor activity. Lineage: Eukaryota; Viridiplantae; Streptophyta; Magnoliopsida; Arecales; Arecaceae. Gene Ontology annotation, biological process: DNA-templated transcription; brassinosteroid mediated signaling pathway. The record is from RefSeq and is a predicted model, not a curated record.
CCCUCCCCAAGCCCAAAAGAGAGAUAAAGACACGAGAGAAGAAAACAAACACCCAAAAAGGGGGAGAAAAAAUUCCCACCCCUCUUUCCUCUCCUUGUUCUCUCUAAUAUUUCUCCAUCCUUCUGAAACGAAGGCAAACGGAUAUAGAAAGGGAGGAGAGAUUAUAGGGAUUGGGAAGAGUGAGGGGGGAGGGAUGACGUCGGGAGGAGGGAGGCUGCCGACGUGGAAGGAGAGGGAGAACAAUAAGCGGAGGGAGCGGCGGCGGCGAGCGAUCGCGGCGAAGAUAUUCUCCGGGCUGAGGACGCUGGGGAAGUACAAGCUCCCCAAGCACUGCGACAACAACGAGGUCCUCAAGGCCCUCUGCGCCGAGGCCGGCUGGGUCGUCGAGGAGGAUGGCACCACCUACCGAAGGGGAUGCAAGCCACCCCCACCACCUCCGCAGGCUGUGACCGGGGGGCAGUCAGCAAACAUAAGCCCCUGCUCCUCAUCCCACCAUCUGAGCCCACCAUCCUCUUCCUUCCCUAGUCCCGUCCCUUCCUACCAUGCCAGCCCAUUAUCAUCUUCUUUCCCGAGCCCCACCCGUCUCGAGGAUUCGAACCAUGGUGUCAACCCCUCCUAUCUCCUCCCCUUCCUCUGGAACCUCCCCACGCUCCCUCCUCUCCGCAUCUCCAACAGUGCCCCUGUCACCCCACCACUCUCCUCUCCUACUGCCUCUCGCCCUCCAAAACUUAGGAAACCAGAGCGGGACUAUGCUGCAUUCCACCCCCCUCUGUUUGCUGCUUCUGCCCCUGCUAGCCCCACACGCGGUCGCUGCCAUGGGCACCCUGCCACCAUUCCAGAAUGUGAUGAGUCUGAUGCCUCCACUGUCGAUUCCCGCCGGUGGUUUAGCUUCCAAAUGACAGCCCCAGCAUCCCCAUCCUUCAACCUUGUCAAUCCUGCUGCUCAAAUACCGGAGACUGUUGUGGCCCCUGGAGGAGGAGGAAUGUCUGACAGGGGACGAGGUUGUGUGGAGUUUGAAUUCGAGAAUGGGAGGCUGAAGCCUUGGGUGGGGGAGAGAAUUCACGAGGUUGGGGUGGAGGAUCUUGAUCUCACAUUAGGAGUGGGAAGCAGCGGGUCAAAGUGAAAGAGCUAGAGACAUCUUCCCUGCAGUCGCUGCGUAUUCGAAUUUAUCUUGAUGCAUUGAAAGCUUCACCUUCUCGGCUGCUGGUGUGUAGUUCUCUUCGCAGUCUUUUUUGAUGGUUUUCUUGCGUCCAUUUUUUUCCCCCCAGUAGCAUGGUGCAUGAAUGCAGACAGAUUUGUUUCUUUCAUUACUUCAAGCUCGAAAAUUGUUAUAUGAGCUACUGGUUUGGGUGUUUCUGCUCUCUGUAAAUGCCAAAAGCCCAUGGGUUUUCUUAUUAGAGUGCUGGACAUUUACUUCGAGCAUGCAAGUGUGAUAUUUGAUGUGUAAAGCUGUUAUACCUUUAUUUUGUAAAGUUCAUAUGAAUCUCUAGUUUCAAAGGUUGUACAUGCCUCCUAUGUCUGUUAUAUCUCAAGUAAUUUUAGGGAGA